Laccaria bicolor S238N-H82 is the source of this 156-nucleotide messenger RNA. RefSeq lists its product as uncharacterized. The record is from RefSeq and is a predicted model, not a curated record. The coding region runs from base 1 to 156 and encodes 51 amino acids. The transcript has 2 exons. Lineage: Eukaryota; Fungi; Basidiomycota; Agaricomycetes; Agaricales; Hydnangiaceae.
AUGAUAUUCAGGCAUCAAACGAUGCCGGUUUCUAUGGGUCUCGAAAACCUUGCCUUGAACCAUAUACUUGUGCAACCCCUUUCUACGCGUCAACCACUUUCAAGUGACUUGGGACCAAAGAAAACGGAGACGCGGUUAACCACGUCUUGUCGCUGA